Molecule: messenger RNA, 1020 nt
Organism: Exophiala aquamarina CBS 119918
Lineage: Eukaryota; Fungi; Ascomycota; Eurotiomycetes; Chaetothyriales; Herpotrichiellaceae
Exons: 3
Coding region: 1-1020 (339 amino acids)
Source: RefSeq, a predicted model, not a curated record
AUGGCAGUCGAAUGUCUGUGCGCGGCACAUUCAAUCUUCUUGUCCUCCGGGCAAGAUCGGAAGCCUGUGCCCUACGGAAAAGCUCUCAAAAGCCUGCGCCACAGCCUUGCGAACAUCGAAGAGGCCCUCUCCUCCGAAGUCCUAUGCGCCAUCAUCUGUCUAUCGUGGUGCGAGGCACUGAUUAACAGCUCAAGCUCUGGAUGGGUUAAACAUUUCUUCGGGUCGUCUAGAAUUAUUCAGCUUCGGGGACCGCAGAAGCAUCAAGAAGGAUUUGGCAGGGCGUUGCUCCAUGCUGAACACGGUCUUCUGUCUUCCGCAAGUUCUAUUGCAGACAGCAGUUGCUUUUUGGACCAUAUCGCUUGGCAGAAUGCUGUCGACUCUCCUUUGCCUGAGAGACAGGAUCCGAUGAAGCUGAAAAUCGUGAUCGAACACUUCAAUCUCAUGACUAAGCUUUCGGUUCUUCGUGAGGACCUUGCCCAAGUAUCACUUCUUAACAGCCCGACAACGGUGUCUCUGCUCUUCGACAAGCUACAAAAGCUCUACCAUCUACGCGUAGGAUUCAAGCAAAACCUGCGUCUCACUUCCGUACUCCCAGACAUCCUCGACGGUGGUUCUCCACCUGCUUCCAAAGACUAUGCCAUCAUCUUCUGCAAGAACGCUCUCGGGCACAUCACCGUCAAUCUAGCACUGCUUGAAUUACAGCGCACAUAUCAAGCAGCACUACUGAACGUGCAUUUUCCGACGACAACGCCUCCAUUCCCGCCACUUCCGUGGGAAAAUAGUGUGAUGGGUCGACAAUUUCCACCCGCCAAACACUUGGAUCUGGAGAUCGACGGACUCGUUGAACUGGUCUCCAGUAGUUUCGAAAAAGCAUUAUUGGCCACGCCGAUAACAUCUCGGCGGAUCGUGUUCUCCUAUCGAGUGAUCUGCUCGCAAGUAUUCAAACAGAAAGACUACCAUCCGGUAUGGGACCGAAUUUAUGCCAUUAUAUGCAGGGCUCAGUCCAACAAAUCCGAAUGA